Loxodonta africana (African savanna elephant) is the source of this 384-nucleotide messenger RNA. RefSeq names its product LY6/PLAUR domain containing 2 (gene LYPD2). NCBI's taxonomy places the organism in Eukaryota, Metazoa, Chordata, Mammalia, Proboscidea, Elephantidae. The transcript is spliced from 3 exons. Gene Ontology annotation, cellular component: plasma membrane. The record is from RefSeq and is a predicted model, not a curated record. The coding region runs from base 1 to 384 and encodes 127 amino acids.
AUGGCGGGGACGCGGCUGGCGCUCCUGGCUCUGGUGCUGGCGACCUGCGGGGAGCUCGCAACAGCUUUGCGGUGUUUCGCCUGCCCUGAGCCCACCAGCGUGUCCAGCUGUGUCACCUUGGCUACCUGUACCGCUAAUGAGACCAUGUGCAAGACCACACUCUACUCCCUGGAGACUGUGUACCCAUUCUUGGGGGACUCCACAGUGACCAAGUCCUGCGCCAGCAAGUGUGAGCCCUCAGACAUGGAUGGCAUCGGCCUGACCCGGCCUGUGUCCUGCUGCAAUACCGAUCUGUGCAAUGUGGACUACGCCCCCGCCCAAGGAGGCCCUGGAGGCCUGGCCUACGUCUCACUGCUGAUCUCCCUCUGGAGUCUUGGGCUUUAG